CUUCCGGCGCUCCAUUUUGUUGUAAUUUAGUGUGUGAGCGAGAGUGGUGUUGUGUACCUUCACAACCCACUUAAAAUUGUGAAAUAAUUUAUUUAAAAAUACAAAAAAAUAUAAAAAAAACUAAUAAAAAAUAACAAAAAAAUCGCAAAAUAGUGUAAAAAAGUAAAAUAACAAACGUAAUGAAUCCAGGCGCCCCAAAUUACCCCAUGGCGUCUUUGUACGUUGGGGAUUUACACUCUGAUAUUACUGAGGCCAUGCUUUUUGAGAAAUUUUCAACUGCGGGCCCUGUUCUUUCGAUUCGCGUUUGCAGAGACUUGAUUACACGUAGAUCCUUGGGUUAUGCGUACGUAAAUUUCCAGCAACCUGCUGAUGCUGAGCGUGCGCUGGAUACAAUGAACUUUGACUUGAUUAAAGGACGUCCCAUCAGAAUAAUGUGGUCUCAACGAGAUCCAUCAUUGAGAAAAUCUGGUGUUGGUAAUGUUUUUAUUAAGAAUUUGGAUCGUUCCAUUGACAACAAGGCUAUGUAUGAUACUUUCUCAGCUUUCGGUAAUAUUCUUAGUUGUAAGGUAGCUCAAGAUGAAAACGGCUCUAGUAAAGGAUAUGGAUUUGUUCAUUUUGAAACUGAAGAAGCUGCAAAUAAAUCCAUUGAAAAGGUAAAUGGUAUGUUGUUGAAUGGAAAAAAAGUAUAUGUUGGUCGCUUUAUUCCACGUAAAGAAAGAGAAAAGGAACUGGGAGAAAAGGCCAAGCUUUUCACAAAUGUAUAUGUUAAAAAUUUUGGUGAAGAUUUAUCUGAAGAAGAGUUACGGAAUAUGUUUGAAAAGUAUGGUAAAAUUACCAGCUACAAAAUAAUGAGUAAAGAUGAUGGUAAAUCUAAAGGCUUUGGCUUUGUUGCCUUUGAAAAUCCAGAGGCAGCCGAAACAGCGGUGGAAGCUUUGAAUGGAAAAGAAUUGAUGGAAGGAAAACCUUUGUAUGUAGGAAGAGCCCAAAAGAAAGCUGAGCGCCAGCAAGAACUAAAACGUCGAUUUGAAGCCCUUAAAAUGGAAAGACUUAAUCGUUAUCAGGGUGUAAAUCUCUAUGUUAAAAACUUGGAUGAUACAAUAGACGACGAACGUCUCCGUAAAGAAUUCUCUCCGUUCGGAACCAUAACUUCUGCCAAAGUAAUGAUGGAAGAAGGUAGAAGCAAGGGUUUUGGUUUCGUCUGCUUUUCCUCCCCGGAAGAAGCUACAAAAGCAGUAACAGAGAUGAACGGCAGAAUUGUCGGUACGAAGCCUUUAUAUGUUGCCUUAGCUCAGCGUAAAGAAGAUCGCAAAGCACAUUUAACAUCUCAGUACAUGCAGCGCAUGGCCAAUAUGCGCAUGCACCAGAUGGGUCAGUUCAUUCAACCAGGUGCGUCUAGCGGCUAUUUCGUUCCAACCAUUCCUACCGCACAGAGAUUCUAUGGACCAGCCCAGAUGGCUCAGAUUCGUACCAGUCCCAGAUGGCCUGCCCAAACACCUGUAAGACCAGGUGCUCAAGGAGGAGCUACUGCCUACACUGGCAUGCCAAACACUUACAGAGCGGCUACUCGUCCACCAAACCAGUCAACAACAAUGCGUAGCAACAUCAGUGUACCUAGACCAAUUACUGGACAACAACCUCAAAGUAUGCAAGGUCGUCCACUUGCUGGACAAGGUGGAGUUGUACCUUCCGCUGGCCGCACAGCAAACUUCAAAUAUACUUCGAACAUGAGAAAUCCACCUCAAUCCUUGGGAGGUAUACCAGGAACUGCGGCUCCUGUACAGCAAGCUGUACACAUCCAGGGUCAAGAGCCACUUACAGCAACAAUGUUGGCUGCUGCUCCCCCACAGGAACAAAAACAGAUGUUGGGUGAAAGAUUGUUUCCACUUAUCCAACGCAUGUAUGCAGAUAUGGCAGGUAAAAUCACUGGUAUGUUGUUGGAAAUUGACAAUACUGAGUUGUUGCACAUGUUGGAACACCAGGAGUCGCUUAAGAAUAAAGUGGAAGAAGCAGUUGCUGUACUACAAGCCCAUCAAGCCAAACAGGCUGCUACUCAGAUUAAAAAAGAUUAGUAGUUGGUCGUAGGCGACUGUAGAAGGGAUAUAAUCGUUUAAGAAUAUAAUAUGUAUCCUGUAAUUAUGUAUUGUUGAUUUUCAUAUUUUACUUUAUAUCUCAACGUCUGAAAAGGCAUAAGUUAUUGAGAAGUUAAAGCUAUGAGUAGGCCCUUAUGUGUUCUUACGCCUAUGAACACGUUGUUACAUGUAAAACAAAUUGUGUAUGAAAAAUUUCUUCUUCAGAUGUCAUUUUAAUGGGAAACUGCUAGCAUUCGUUUAUAUAUUAAAUAUAUUGUAUAUAAUAAUUAUUAUUAUAAAUAUAAUAAUAAUUGUUGCAAAUUUAGCAAUUAAUAUUUUGUGAAUUUUCAAUGCAACUUAGCAGAACUUCCAUGUGUAUUUUAGUUUUUUCAUAUUAUUAUUUAUUUUAUAUUUUCAUGUUAUAAAUUACCCGUUGUCUGAAAAGACGAGGGAUUGAGAUCAUUGUUAUUGAUUAUUGAUUGUGCUUGAUUAUUGAUUGAUUAUUAAUAUUACCCUUCCUUACAUCGCCUAUGAACAGGAUACUAUCAAAUAAAUAAAAUAAAUAUAAAAAUUGCAAAUAGUCCUAUGACAAAAAAGUAAAAAAAUCUAUACUUAACAAUCCCAUAAUAAAGAUUUCUUUUCAAUUGGAAACUGUAACAUUCGUUUGUAUUUUCGCAUUGUUUGCAAUUGUUAUUUUGAUCAUUUUCAAUACAAUUUAGUAUAAGUUUAGUAAUCUAAUUUUAUAUUUUUACUGUUUUCAUAUUGUGACAAAUUAAUUUCUAAAAGGGCAUAAAAAUUUUCCAAUAUGACCCUUCUUCGUUCUUACGUUGCCUUUGAAAAGAAUACUAUCAAAUUAAACAAAAAUAAUUAUAAAAAUUGCAAAGAGUCCUAUGACCAAAAACGUAAAAAAGAUUAUCUCUAUUUAAUAAUCAAUUCGUUUGUAUUUUUGCUUAUUUACAAUUUUUAUUUUGAUCUAUUCAAUGGAAUUGUAAGUCUGACAAUGCUUUAUGGACCAUUUUGAUGGAAGAAAGCGUUAAUAUAUUAUUUCAGAUAUUUUUCGACAAUUUCCUUCAUUGUUUAUAUCCUUCAAUACAUGAAUUUUAUGGUUUGUGGACUAUCAUGAAUUUUUUUAUCGUUUGUCUCUUAGUUUUUUAAUUUGAUACGAUUAUGACUCACGUGUGUUGCAAACUAGAGAUACGGAAUGAGUAUAAGUAAAACUAUUUUGUAUUCACAUGCCAUAAAAUUGAUAUAUAAAUAUAUUCGAAUUCAAUAAAUCAGUUAAAUCAA
Molecule: messenger RNA, 3356 nt
Organism: Diabrotica virgifera virgifera (western corn rootworm)
Lineage: Eukaryota; Metazoa; Arthropoda; Insecta; Coleoptera; Chrysomelidae
Product: polyadenylate-binding protein 1
Exons: 5
Coding region: 180-2069 (629 amino acids)
Cellular component (GO): ribonucleoprotein complex
Molecular function (GO): RNA binding
Source: RefSeq, a predicted model, not a curated record